AUGUACGCUGUCGAGGAAAGGUCCCAUCUUCCGCCUCCGCCGCCACCUCUCUCUAUGGAUCGCAUUCCUCCUCCGUCGUCUGCUUAUCCAACCCCCGGGUCGGCGGGCCCUGUGGGCACAUCCGACCAUCUGGCGCCGUUCUCAGCAAGACACAAUGGUCGAAUCUGGUCGUUACAAGUGGUGCAGCAGCCCAUUCGUGCUCGGAUGUGUGGUUUUGGUGACAAGGACCGGAGACCGAUUACACCCCCGCCAUGCAUUCGUCUGAUCGUGCAAGAUGAGCAGACUGGGAAGGAGAUUGACAUCAAUGAGAUCGAUACAUCCUAUUAUGUCCUCACGGUCGACCUUUGGAAUGCCGACGGUACUACCGAAGUGAAUCUGGUCAAACAUUCGGCCAACUCGCCUUCGAUUUCGACAGCCAUGGCAUCUUCCUACCCCCCUCCGCCGGCCCAGAACAUCUCUCCUACCUACCCAACCUACGCGCAGAGCCCAUAUGGCCAACCCGUCGGAUACCCGCCGAACAGUUACUAUGGGGCUAGUCCUCAGAUGUACCAAAACGCGUACCCCAAUCCACAAAAUCCCUACUACCCUUACUACGGAGGUCAUAUGCCCAUGUCCCCGGCCACCCAACCUGCUGCAGGGCCUGGGGGGAUGUUCACACGCAAUCUGAUCGGUGGUCUCAGCGCCAGCGCCUUCCGGCUUACAGAUCCCGACAACAAGAUUGGUGUGUGGUUUAUUAUGCAGGACUUGAGUGUGCGGACCGAAGGCACUUUCCGACUCAAGAUGAGCUUUACUAAUGUCGGGAAAAUCUGUCCGGAAAGCGGGAAUGUUACCCCGGUGAUCAAUCAUGGCUCUGCCCCGAUCCUGGCAACUGUAUUUUCCGAGCCCUUCCAGGUGUUCUCGGCUAAGAAGUUCCCCGGUGUGAUUGAAAGUACGCAGCUUAGCAAGUGCUUCGCUUUGCAAGGAAUUAAGAUCCCAAUCCGUAAAGAUGGUGUCAAAGGGACCCGUGGCCGGGGUGGAGAUGGAGACGAUGAGGGUGACGACUACGAUUAA
This is a messenger RNA of Aspergillus chevalieri, 1050 nucleotides long. Its product is annotated as velvet factor family protein. The coding region runs from base 1 to 1050 and encodes 349 amino acids. The transcript is spliced from 4 exons. Lineage: Eukaryota; Fungi; Ascomycota; Eurotiomycetes; Eurotiales; Aspergillaceae. The record is from RefSeq and is a predicted model, not a curated record.